Messenger RNA from Betta splendens (Siamese fighting fish), 2833 nucleotides. RefSeq names its product cholinergic receptor, nicotinic, alpha 3 (gene chrna3). The coding region runs from base 98 to 1783 and encodes 561 amino acids. Gene Ontology annotation, cellular component: neuron projection; postsynaptic membrane; synapse. The transcript has 6 exons. The record is from RefSeq and is a predicted model, not a curated record. Gene Ontology annotation, biological process: nervous system process; regulation of membrane potential; monoatomic ion transmembrane transport. Gene Ontology annotation, molecular function: transmembrane signaling receptor activity; acetylcholine-gated monoatomic cation-selective channel activity. Lineage: Eukaryota; Metazoa; Chordata; Actinopteri; Anabantiformes; Osphronemidae.
GCAGCUUUCACUCUUCCCACUUUCUCCCGUCUGCUUUCCUGCCGAGCGCUGCCUUCGCUGACCCUGGACUCGCUCUGCUUUUGUCGGCUGGAACGCGAUGGGAGGCUGUUUCUGCUUCGCUCUGACUACAUGUUCCUUUCUUCUGUUUCUUGUGUCUGGAGGCACAUGCUCCGACGCAGAGCACAAACUCUUCUCCGUGAUAUUCCACAACUACAACCAGUACAUACGGCCAGUGGAAAACGUGUCGGACCCCGUCGUCGUCCAGUUUGAGGUGUCCAUGUCCCAGCUGGUCAAAGUGGAUGAAGUCAAUCAGAUCAUGGAGACCAAUCUGUGGCUGAGACAUAUCUGGAAUGACUACAAACUCAAGUGGAAUCCAAAAGAAUUUGGUGGUGUUGAGUUUAUCCGAGUGCCCUCCAACAAGAUAUGGAAGCCAGACAUUGUGCUGUACAACAACGCAGUUGGAGAUUUCCAGGUUGAUGACAAAACAAAGGCCCUGCUUCGUUACAACGGUGAUGUUACCUGGAUCCCGCCGGCCAUAUUCAAGAGCUCCUGCAAGAUUGACGUCACUUACUUCCCCUUUGAUUAUCAAAACUGCACCAUGAAGUUCGGCUCCUGGACUUAUGACAAGGCAAAAAUUGAUCUGGUUCUGAUUGGAUCCACCAUUAACCUAAAGGACUUCUGGGAGAGCGGCGAGUGGAUGAUCAUCGAUGCCCCUGGCUACAAACACGACAUCAAGUACAACUGCUGCGAGGAAAUCUACACAGAUAUCACUUACUCUUUAUACAUACGCCGCCUUCCUCUUUUCUACACCAUCAACAUGAUCAUCCCCUGUCUCCUCAUCUCCUUCCUCACCGUGCUAGUCUUCUACCUGCCAUCGGAUUGUGGUGAGAAAGUCACUCUGUGUAUCUCUGUGCUACUUUCUUUAACCGUCUUCCUCCUCGUCAUUACAGAGACCAUCCCCUCCACUUCGCUAGUCAUCCCCCUGAUUGGGGAAUAUCUCCUCUUCACCAUGAUCUUUGUCACACUUUCCAUUGUCAUCACUGUAUUUGUACUGAAUGUCCACUACCGCACACCCAAAACCCACACCAUGCCCUGCUGGGUGAGGAAAGUCUUCCUGGGACUUCUGCCCAGGGUGAUGUUUAUGACCAGGCCUGAGAGAGACCCAGAGAAGGUAACAGCAGAUGGCAGUGUUCAAGUCACGCAUUCGAGGGCCUGUGCUAUUCAUUCAUCGAACACUCUGUACAAGAAGCACAAACCUCAGGCCCUAGCUUCCAGCGUGGUGUCCAGCCUGACGACCCGGCAGCGCCUUCUCAACAAUACGGAGCUUUCUAACCUUAAUAACCUGAGCGGAGACACAGCCAAAGAUGCAGCUUCUUCAUAUUUAUGCAGUGAGGGCCACUGCAACUGCUCUUGGCACCACAAAUCCAACAAACUGCCUGCAGACUCUGGGGGAGGGAGCGGAGGACUGGGAAGUCUGGGAGCACUGGCUGGAGGUGGUGCCAUUGGGGUUGGAGUGGAGAGCCAGUGCUCCAGCUCAGAGUCUUUGGACGGGGGAAUAAAGUCCAUGCUGCCGCUGUCGCCUGAGAUCAGGGAGGCGAUUGAGAGUGUCAAAUAUAUAGCAGAGAACAUGAGACUACAGAACGAAGCAAAGGAGGUCCAGGAUGACUGGAAAUACGUUGCCAUGGUUAUCGACAGAAUCUUCUUAUGGGUUUUUGUCCUUGUGUGCAUCCUGGGAACCGCUGGCCUCUUCCUACAGCCUUUAUUACUCGGAGAGGACAUAUGAACCUGCUGGACAGCACGAAUGCUCCAUGAAUUCAACAACACUGAAUUCUCAAAAUGGCUCAGAGAGAGAGAAAUGUAUGAAGUGCUUUGUAGAUAGAUGUUCUUUUGUUUUCUCCGAUGCUGAAAACAUAACGAACAAACAACUGUAAAAGUCACAGUGAGCAUUCAAAAAAAAAAGGAAAUUAAUUAUAUACAGCAUCUAAUGCCCCAAAUUCUAAUAAAGAGUACAUUUACCAUGGUGAAAGUGUGACAUCUUGUGGAAAUGCUUUAUUACUACAUGUGAUGCAAGCGUUGCUGUUGAGCUCAAAAGGCUGAAAGGGACUUCCUGAUGAUUAGAGAAUUUAUAAAAACAAAACCUAGAGCUUGAGUGCCUGAACCUUGUAUCAGCUGAGUCUGACCCACAGGAGAAACGGAUUGAAGGUGCACACUUUGAACUAUGUAUAUACAAAUAUGCCCUUAAAUUAUUUGACCUGUGAAGAGAGAUGCAAAUGUUUUAUAUUUACAUGCAUGUUUUACUCCAGAUUGAACAGGGGAGGUCCACACGAGCCAUUACAGCUCAUUCAGUUCUUCUCAGGUGCGCCCUUCACACCUCACCUGGGGUCCAAAUGUGGUUGAGGUUGGGCCUAAAAGCUAAUUAUGACUACUGUAUGUUACAUCCUCUGUUCAAUUGGCUUUUCUCACUACAAAAAGUGGAACAUAGGUUGUAAAUGUACUAUAUGUAACUUAUUAUUUUACUUCUGUUAUAAAUGAAAUUUACAGAUGUGUCACAGUAACUAUGUCUUCACCUUUAUGUUUAACUUAACUACUGAAGCUGACUAAGUUAAACUAUAUGUGUCUGUACUGAAAUGGAAGCUCCUGCACUGAUUGCAAUUGUUAGUAGGUCACACUGUGAAUCUGUAUUCAAUUAACCUGAGGGUGCGAUAUACCAUUACAAAGAAAUCCAGCUGAUAUUAAUUAAAAUCUGUCAGAAAACCACAAGGUCAGACACUGUGGCACCUCAAGCUAAUGAAACCUCAAAUUAAUUAAGUUAAUUAAAGCUCAGUCAAAACUC